GUGGUGCAAUUUUCAAAAUAUUAGAAAAUUUUUCCCUCGUGUAAACGGCAAGUCGGAGCUACAAUGGGAAAAAAGAGGAAAAAUGUAUCUACGGAGGAAAAGAAAGAACCUGAACUACCCCCAGCUGUACGAAGUUCGGACGAACCACCAGUUAAAAAGGGUAAAUGGACAAACAAGCAAAGAGUUUUGAUUUUUUCUUCAAGAGGAAUUACAUAUCGAGAUAGACAUCUUAUGCAAAAUUUAAGAACUCUCUUACCACAUUCCAAAUCAGAAUGUAAGAUGGAAAAGAAAGACUCAUUAACUGUAAUCAAUGAGAUAUGUGAAAUGAAGAAUUGCUCAAAAUGCAUUUAUUUUGAAAAUAAGAAGAGGAAAGAUUUAUAUAUGUGGAUAUCAAAUGUCCCAUCUGGUCCAUCAGCUAAAUUUUUAGUUGAAAACACUCAUACUAUGGAAGAAUUAAAAUUAACAGGAAACUGUUUAAAGGGCUCCAGACCAAUUGUUUCUUUUGAUAAAAAUUUUAAAUCACAACCAUAUUUGAAUCUUUUACAAGAAUUAUUUAAACAGGUAUUUUCUACACCUAAUCAUCAUCCUAAAAGUCAACCAUUUAUUGAUCAUGUAUAUACAUUUAGUAUAUUGGAUAAGAAAAUUUGGUUUCGAAAUUAUCAAAUAGUUGAAGAAGAUGGAUCUUUAGCAGAAAUUGGACCACGAUUUGUAUUGAAUCCGAUUAAAAUAUUUGAUGGAAGUUUUGGUGGCCAGGUCCUUUAUACAAAUCCAAAUUAUGUUGCACCUAGCACAUAUCGAAAAGCUCUGCAGUUGAAAGCUUCAUAUGAAUAUAAGAACAGAGUAGAAGCAAAGAAAUCAUUGGAGAUGAGGCGUCCAGAAGUAUCAUAUAAUUUGGAUCCUUUAAAUGAAAUAUUCCAAACGAUUCCCGCUGAAGAAGCUAAGGGAAAAGAGAAGCAUACUUUUUACCGAAGUAAAGAUUAAUAUUUUAAAUUGUAAAUGUAAAUUUGUUAUCAUAUAAAGUAUUUGAAAUUAAUAUAUAGUAAGUGAU
Molecule: messenger RNA, 1048 nt
Organism: Centruroides sculpturatus (bark scorpion)
Lineage: Eukaryota; Metazoa; Arthropoda; Arachnida; Scorpiones; Buthidae
Product: ribosome biogenesis protein BRX1 homolog
Exons: 10
Coding region: 64-981 (305 amino acids)
Biological process (GO): rRNA processing; ribosomal large subunit assembly
Cellular component (GO): nucleolus
Molecular function (GO): rRNA binding
Source: RefSeq, a predicted model, not a curated record